AUGAUCGCUACGAUAUUUCCUCUUCUUCUGGCCGCAAGCUCUGUUGCCGGCUCUCCGCUAUCGCGCCGGGCCGCCGAUGGCUUGAACACACGGGCCGUUGCUGCUGGAAAGCUUUACUUUGGCAGCGCUACCGACAACCCGGAAUUAUCAGACGCUGCCUAUUUGGCCGGGCUUAGCAAUACGGCCGACUUUGGACAGAUCACGGUGGGCAAUACCAUGAAGUGGGAUACUAUUGAGCCAUCCAGGGGGACGUUCUCGUUCACCAAAGGCGACGAGGUUGCUGCGCUGGCCGAGAAGAAUGGGCAAUUGCUCAGAUGCCACACGCUGGUCUGGCAUUCUCAACUUCCAAGCUGGGUGUCGAACGGCAACUUCGAUAACGCAACUCUAGUCGAGAUAAUGAAGAACCACAUCACGAAGGAAGUGACCCACUACAAGGGUAAAUGUCUCCAUUGGGACGUUGUCAACGAGGCUCUCAACGAAGACGGAACCUACCGCACUAGCGUCUUCUACAACACCAUCGGCGAGGCCUACAUCCCCAUUGCCUUUGCUGCAGCUGCAGCAGCCGAUCCAGACGCAAAGCUCUACUAUAAUGACUACAAUACCGAUACAGCAGGAAGCAAAUCGACCGGAGCGCAGAGAAUCGUCAAGCUCAUCCAGAGCUACGGCGCAAGGAUCGACGGCGUAGGAAUGCAAGCCCACCUCAUCGUCGGCUCGUCUCCCUCAGUCAAUGCCUGGACGCAGAAUAUGAACGCUUUCACAGCCCUUGGCGUCGAAGUUGCCCUCACCGAGCUCGAUAUCCGGACGACCACACCGGCAGCGACUUCCGCCGUAGCGCAGCAAGCCAAAGACUAUGCCAACGCGGUUGGUGGCUGCAAAGCCGUGGAGAAGUGCGUUGGCAUCACGAUCUGGGACUACACGGAUAAGUAUUCCUGGAUACCGAGCGUCUUCAGUGGCCAAGGCGCUGCUCUUCCUUGGGAUGAGAACCUCAAGAAGAAGGAAUCCGUCUACAACGCCAUUCUCGAAGCUUGGGGUCCUUGCCCUGAUGGAGUUGAUUGCGCUCCUACUUCUCCUGAGCCGACUGAGCCUACACCGACGUCUGGAGCUGGAAUGGCGAAGAAGUGGGAGCAGUGCGGUGGGAAUAACUAUAUUGGGCCUACGCAGUGUGAGAGCGGGAGUACGUGCACGUGGUACAAUGACUGGUACUCGCAGUGCGUGUAG
Molecule: messenger RNA, 1218 nt
Organism: Trematosphaeria pertusa
Lineage: Eukaryota; Fungi; Ascomycota; Dothideomycetes; Pleosporales; Trematosphaeriaceae
Product: carbohydrate-binding module family 1 protein
Exons: 5
Coding region: 1-1218 (405 amino acids)
Biological process (GO): carbohydrate metabolic process
Cellular component (GO): extracellular region
Molecular function (GO): cellulose binding; hydrolase activity, hydrolyzing O-glycosyl compounds
Source: RefSeq, a predicted model, not a curated record